AUGGCAACGAAAAGAGAGAACGGUUGUACCCAGGAUGCACUAAGUCAAAAUGCUUGCGAAAAGAAAUCAUUUAUAUUCUUACGUAAAGAACUUCCGGUACGUUUGGCGAAUAUAAUGAAAGAAAUUGCUCUACUGCCCGAUAGCCUGCUCAAUACACGUUCCGUUAGUCAAGUUAGUUCGUGGUAUGUAAAAAGUUUCGAAGAUGUUUUGGAAUUCGAAAAGGCAGAUCCUACACAUGAGAAUCUACAAGAAUUCUGUCGUUCAUUAGAACACAUACGAAAUCGUCACAAUGAUGUGGUACAAACAAUGGCGCAGGGCGUUAUCGAAAUGAAAGAAACUCAGGGCAACAAUGUUGACUCAUCGAUGGAAACAUCGAUACAAUACUUUUUAGAUCGUCUCUAUAUGUCGCGUAUCAGCAUACGCAUGUUAAUCAAUCAGCACACUCUUUUGUUUGGUCAAUUUACCAGUGAUCAAGGACGUCAUAUAGGUUGUUUAGAUCCAGCCUGCCAAUUGUCAGCCGUUGUUUCUGAUGCCUAUGAAAAUGCCCGCUUUCUCUGCGAUCAAUAUUAUUUAACCAGUCCCGAGUUGGAAAUUGUUGAACACGAUCAGGUGUCUGGUGAACCAUUGCCCAUACGUACAGUUUAUGUACCAUCGCAUUUAUAUCAUAUGCUUUUUGAAUUGUUUAAAAAUUCAAUGCGAGCCGUUGUUGAGACGCAUGACAAUGAAAAUUGUGAUAAAUUACCGCCUAUUAAAGUGUUGAUUGUGCGUGGUAAAGAAGAUAUUUGUGUUAAGAUCUCCGAUCAAGGUGGCGGCAUUCCCCGUUCCCAAAGCGAUCAACUUUUUAAAUACAUGUACAGUACGGCUCCACAGCCUUCAAAAUCUGAUUUACAUACAGUACCUUUAGCCGGUUAUGGCUAUGGUUUACCCAUAUCACGUUUAUAUGCACGCUAUUUUCACGGUGAUAUUGUACUUUUGUCCUGCGAAGGUUAUGGCACAGAAGCUAUCAUUUAUUUGAAGGCAUUAUCUGAUGAAGCCAAUGAAUUGUUACCAAUAUUUAAUAAGACCAGCUCGAAAUUCUAUCGUGCCACAGUACCCACCGGUGAUUGGUCAAAUCAGGUAAAAAGUUCGAAAAAGAAGCGGGACAUAAUACACGCCUCAAUUUGAAACAAAGAAAUUUAAAAAGACAAACUGUGUUGCAAAAUUCUAAUUAGAAAAAAAUGCAAAAAAGAAAACAAAAAACCUUAAAAUAGACUCCCACUUUUUUUCUAGAUAUUAGUUGAACGAAAACAAAAAUAAGUUAAAAAAAACUCUGUGUUGUUAUAUAUUUUUUAUUAUUUUGUGU
This is a messenger RNA of Lucilia cuprina (Australian sheep blowfly), 1342 nucleotides long. RefSeq names its product pyruvate dehydrogenase (acetyl-transferring) kinase, mitochondrial (gene Pdk). Gene Ontology annotation, molecular function: pyruvate dehydrogenase (acetyl-transferring) kinase activity. Gene Ontology annotation, cellular component: mitochondrion. The transcript has 6 exons. The record is from RefSeq and is a predicted model, not a curated record. NCBI's taxonomy places the organism in Eukaryota, Metazoa, Arthropoda, Insecta, Diptera, Calliphoridae. The coding region runs from base 1 to 1164 and encodes 387 amino acids. Gene Ontology annotation, biological process: protein phosphorylation; regulation of glucose metabolic process.